AUGAUGAUUUAUGGUGGAACGGGUGGAAGAGGAGGUGCUUCUUCCUCGUUGAUUUCUGCGAGUACUUCGCCUACUACUACAACAACCACAUCAACAGCCUCGGCAUCAACAACAGCAUCCAUGAUGGGGUCUACUGCUGCCCUGAUGAUGAUUCCGAAUAUUUCAUCAUCAUCAUCGGAAAAUUACAAUCCUUCAACCACUACCAUCCUUUCGAAACAACCAAUACAACAAACCUCCGAAAAUUCUUCCUUGAACGAAUCACUGCCGUAUGGAGCAUCCAUCCAACAAAACAAUGUCACGAACAAAGUAUUGACAAGCACAUCUUCAUCCUCAACAGAGGAUACAAAAGAAACAUCCAAAGAACAACAAGUUUCCUCUAUCUAUAAUAUUGGAUAUCAAUUCAUUACAGUUUUGGGAGUUGCUUUGGAAAAUAUGUGGUACUUUAUUGUUUGGAUUUGGAGCUAUUUACAGUGUGCAGUUUUAGGUGUUAGCACACAGAAGAAUAGAGAACGUUCUAAAAGUGGCACACAAUCUAGGACGACUUUAUCAUCUUCUCUCUCCCAGGUCACAACCAAACACCAACAACGAGAUUCUCUUCCACACAAACAAAGCACUACCAACUCAUCUUCGCCGUCUACUGAAUUGUCAAUGUCGACAUCUUCGUCUACCUCCCAAUCCUCUCCUUUCGAAUUUCUUUCUCUUCUCUCUGGCCGAACAAGUAGAUCAAACUCGAGUGCCUGCAACCCUUCACUUCCCAAACCUUAUUUAAUUCUUGACUUGGAUGAGACACUCAUUCAUGCCAGUACCACCCCUCCAAGACCAGACCAUGAGAGGCUUUAUAAUUAUGUCCUGGAAGUAUUGAUUGACCAGGUAAAUUGUACAUUUUACGUUUCGGAAAGACCUCAUUUGAAGCUCUUCAUGGAAAAAGUCUGUGAAUGGUACAAUGUUGUGAUAUUUACUGCAAGUGUGAAAAGUUAUGCCAAUCCCGUUAUUGAUAGACUCUAUCAUUCGGAUAAAAUUGUUGACCGGCUCUUCCGAUCGUCGUGUUACGUAACAGAACAUGGAGUUUAUAUCAAGGAUCUUAAAACUGUCACGGAUAAUCUCGCUAAAUGUAUGAUUGUUGACAACAGCCCUAUAUCCUACAUGUGGUAUCAAGAAAAUGCAAUACCAAUAUCGAAUUGGAUGGGCGAGAAUGAACAUGAUAGAGCAUUGCUUAACUUGCUUCCUUUAUUGGAAGCAUUGAGACAUUUGGAGGACGUUAGAAACGUUCUCAAAUUUAGGGUUGACUUGUAA
Messenger RNA from Naegleria lovaniensis, 1293 nucleotides. RefSeq lists its product as uncharacterized. Bases 1 to 1293 code for a protein of 430 amino acids. Gene Ontology annotation, molecular function: protein serine/threonine phosphatase activity. NCBI's taxonomy places the organism in Eukaryota, Heterolobosea, Eutetramitea, Acrasida, Naegleriidae. The transcript is spliced from 3 exons. The record is from RefSeq and is a predicted model, not a curated record.